Messenger RNA from Zootermopsis nevadensis, 3412 nucleotides. The record is from RefSeq and is a predicted model, not a curated record. NCBI's taxonomy places the organism in Eukaryota, Metazoa, Arthropoda, Insecta, Blattodea, Termopsidae.
UCUUUCGCGUCGGUCACUUGAUCAUUGAUUACAUAUAGCAAAAAAUUAGUAGGUGGUCCCUGCAAUAUGUCCUUGCCAUGGCCGGGUCCAGUUUAGAGCAGGACAUUGAUAUCAAAAUAGAAAAUGAUGUGGAUGUUCCGAGUAAAGAAGAUUCCACUGACAUGAAAAUGCAUGAGGUUUAUGUAUCAUCAGCAUUUUCUACAAAGGAGGCCGAAUCUAAGCAGGAAAUUGAUAUGAUCGAAGUAGAAAAUAAUGUGGAUGUUCUGAGUGAAGAAGAUCCCAUUGGUUUCAAAACUGACGAGGUUUGCAUUCCAUCAACAUUUUCUGUAAAGAAUGCCAAACCCAAGAACUGCACGGAUUCACCGAAAGAUGUACCUGGUUCAGAUAGUGAGACAUGUCAUGACGGAUAUCAGGUUGUCUGUGUAAAGACAGAGGAUGUCACAGAUAUAGAAGAGGAAGAGUACCCUGUGCUAAUAGAAUGUCCAGUAAUAAAGGCUGAACCUGAGAGUCCUGUGAAUGAACAACAGCUUAAACAUGAGGGGCGUUUAUUUUCCUGUAAUGUGUGCAACAAAUCAUUCAGUCUGAGUAGUGGUCUGAAGAGACAUCAACGCAUACACAGUGGUGAGCGGCCUUACUUCUGUGAUGUGUGCAAUAAAUCAUUCAGUGAAAGGGAACACCUGAAAACACAUCUGCGCAUACAUAGUGGGGAGCGGUCUUAUUCCUGUGGUGUGUGCAACAAAUCAUUCAGUCUGAGUAGUGGUCUGAAGAGACAUCAACGCAUACACAGUGGUGAGCGGCCUUACUUCUGUGAUGUGUGCAAUAAAUCAUUCAGUGAAGGGGGACACCUGAAAACACAUCUACGCAUACAUAGUGGAGAUCGUCCAUUUGCAUGUGAUGCGUGUAAUAAAUCAUUCAGUCAGAAGGGUCAUUUGAAGGAACAUCAACGCAUACAUAGUGAAGAAGGCCCCUAUGUCUGUGAAGUGUGUAAUAAAUCAUUUGGGCUGACAAGUGUUCUGAAGAGACAUCAACACAUACAUAGUGAAGAAGGCCCCUAUGUCUGUGAAGUGUGUAAUAAAUCAUUUGGGCGGAGGAGUGUUCUGAAGAGACAUCAACACAUACAUAGUGAAGAAGGCCCCUAUGUCUGUGAAGUGUGUAAUAAAUCAUUUGGGCGGAGGGGUGAUCUGAAGAGACAUCAACACAUACACAGUGGAGAGCGUCCUUAUACCUGUGAUGUGUGCAAUAAAUCAUUCAGUGAAGGGGGACACCUGAAAACACAUCUGCGCAUACAUACUGGGGAGCGGCCUUAUUCCUGUGAUUUGUGUAGUAAGUCAUUCAAUAGAAAGGAGGACCUGAAGAUACAUCAGCGCAUACACAGUGUACAGCGUCCAUAUUCCUGUGGUGUGUGUAAUAAAUCAUUCAGUACAAAGAGUGUUCUGAAAACACAUCAGCGCACACACAGUGGAGAGCGUCCGUAUUCCUGUGAUGUGUGUAAUAAAUCAUUCAGUCAAAUGGGUGGUCUGAAGGAACAUCAACGCAUACAUACAGGAGAAUGUCCAUAUUCGUGUGAUGUGUGUAAUAAAUCAUUUAGUCGGAGUGGUCAUCUGAAGAGACAUCAACACAUACAUAGUGGUGAGCGGCCAUAUGCUUGUGACAUGUGCAAUAGGUCAUUCAGUAGGAAGGAGGACCUGAAAACACAUCAGCGUAUACACAGUGGUGAGCGUCCGUAUUCCUGUGGAGUGUGUAAUAAGUCAUUUGGGCGGAGGAGUUAUCUGAAGAAACAUCAAAACAUGCAUGGUGAGGAGCUCCCAAAUCCUGUGAUAUAAUUAAUAAUUCAAUUGGAGUAGUUGUCCGAAGAGACGUUAAAGCAUCAUGAUCUGAAUAAUCAUCGGUGAUGUAUAGUAUGUGGUGUGAAUGGAGAAAUGUGUUGCAGCAAAGAAGAAAGGUUUGGUUAAAAAACUAGUGAAACUGAAGUGCUUUAAGGAUUCCAGCAAAACUUACAUUAGUUUUUAUGAACACACUUGUGUAAAAAUAGAUUUCUUGAGUUUAGAUGAUUUUUUUACAGAAAAAGUAUUUUAUAUUUUGAAUUUUAGAAGUAGAUAAUUAUUGAUCAUUCAGUCACUUCGGUUAUGGCCGAGACUCAUUUGUUUGUUUGGUUAAUGGCUGAUCAGUAUGUUGUGUUAUAAAAGGCUUCACCAUUUCAGUCUCCCGAGUUAUGUGUAGAAAGAAGGAAUUAGAAGUGUGUGAAGCAUCUCGUGUCUGACCAGCCACUGACCAAAAAUAAGAGAUUUUUGAGCCUGCAUCCAGUGAACAGGUUCUUAUUCAACAUUGUUCUUUCUUUACAUUAAUGAAUCAACAAAAUUAAAUAAGUCAUAAUCACUCUUCAUUAUGUUUUGAUCACUUGUGUUAAUUCUAUUCAGAUUUGCAGAGCUAUUCAGUUUCACAAUUUAUUCUAAAGAAUUAAAUUUUGUGUGACGUCCACUGUGUAUAUAUUGGUGUGGUCAUAACUCCUGUCUAAAAAAAUUCUAUGGGAAGACUGACCACCUCGCCUUUUUCGUCUUCACUCUCCUUUUACCUUAUUAUGAGGAAGACUGUGGCAGUGAAGUUGUUUCUGGUUUGUAGGAAAUAUCACUUCAUGAGAUUAAAGUAAAAUGUGCUGAAAUCUCAUCAAUUGUGUUGCACGAAGAUAAUUCGUAUCAUGAAAUAGAAUUGUUCAUCUAGCAAUAUAAGUUGUAGUCAGAAAUACUAACAUUUCAUACUUAACAUUUCUGUUACUGAUUUGUACAGAUCUACUGUUACACCAAACCUUUCACUGCCCACUGACAAAGAUACUGGGUUUGUCGCUAUCAAAGAUUUCAGUUGUAAGCUACAGAGACUUAACUCUGAUGAACAUGAAACCUGAAGGAUCGUUGAAAGUCUUGAAACGUACACGAAGGAUUAGAAUGUAAUGCACAGUACAUGAUCAUUUUUGCUGUCCAUAAUUAUUAUCUGUUUUUUGUUAUAAGGAAUCCAGAGAUUAGCUUUCAUAACAGGAAUUCUGUAGUUUUCCUAGUCCCCCCCAGGUAGAUGCUGAGACAGUACCAUAAACAGGGCCAUGACUGCGUCCGUCCAUAUCUUACACUAAUUCACUAUUCACUGUCAUUCUACAGAUCAGUAUGGUAUAUGUACGACUGAAUGUGUCCUUGAAUAAAAUGCAAUAAUGAAAUAAAAAUAAAUGUCAAAUGCAAAAUAUCCUAAAAAGAUAUCCACACAGCAGCAACUUUGGAGGCUGCUCGUCAGUCAAUUGCUCACCACUGAACUGUACCACAAAGCUAAUGGCGGUCAUUUUUAACACCCACACUAGAUUUUGUGAUUUACCGAGUGUACUGCUAACAAAUGUAAUGGUUUAGUUUAUUAAAUGUUUUUAUUUAAUUCA